Molecule: messenger RNA, 1203 nt
Organism: Saimiri boliviensis boliviensis (Bolivian squirrel monkey)
Lineage: Eukaryota; Metazoa; Chordata; Mammalia; Primates; Cebidae
Source: RefSeq, a predicted model, not a curated record
AUGACCACCUCACACAGUACUCCCAGUGUCACCUCUUCAAUCCCCACCACCAAGACCACCUCAUGCAGUACUCCCAAUUUUACCUCUUCAAUCACCAGCACUGAGACCACCUCACCCAGUACUCCCAAUUUCACCUCUUCAAUCCCCACCACCGAGACCACCUCACACAGUAAUCCCAGCUUCACUUCUUCAAUUACCAGCACUGAGACCACCUCACAUAGUACUCCCAGUGUCACCUCUUCAAUCCCCACUACCGAGACCACCUCACACAGUACUCUGAGCAUCACCUCUUCAAUCUCUACCACUGAGACCACCUCACACAGUACUCCCAGCUUCACCUCUUCAAUCUUCACCACAGAGACCACCUCACACGGUACUCCCAGGUUCACCUCUUCAAUCCCCACUACUGAGACCAGAGAGACCACAGAGACCACCUCACACAGUACUCCCAGCUUCACCUCUUCAAUCACCAGCACCGACACGAUCUCACACAGUACUCCCAUAUUCCCCUCUUCAAUCCCCACCACUGAGACCACCUCACACAGUACUCCCAGAUUCACUUCUUCAAUCACCAGCACCGAGACCACCUCAGCCAGUACUCCCAGCAUCACCUCUUCAAUCUCCACCACUGAGACCACCUCACACAGUACUCCCAGCUUCACCUCUUCAAUCUUCACCACAGAGACCACCUCACACAGUACUCCCAGGUUCACCUCUUCAAUCCCCACCACUGAGACCACAGAGACCACAGAGAUUGCCUCACACAGUACCCCCAGCUUCACCUCUUCACUCACCAGCACCGAGAUGAUCUCACACAGUACUCCCAUAUUCACCUCUUCAAUCCCCAGCACUGAGAUCACCUCACACAGUACUUCCAGCUUCAUCUCUUCAAUCUUCACCACAGAGACUACCUCACACAGUACUCCCAAUUUCACCUCUUCAAUCACCAGCACUGAGGCCACCUCACACAGUACUCCCGGCUUCACUUCUUCAAUCACCAGCACUGAGACCACCUCACACAGUACUCCCAGCUUCACCUCUUCAAUCUUCACCACAGAGACCACCUCACACAGUACUCCCAGCUUCACCUCUUCAAUCACCAGCACUGAGACCACAGCACACAGUACUCCCAGCUUGACUUCUUCAAUCACCAGCACUGAGACCACCUCACCCACACUGAAACCACCUCACCCAGUACUCUGA